CGGAAGAAUUAUAUCAAGCUUGACGCAACCGCUGACAUCCUCCUCUCUGAUUGGCUGACUGCCUGACGCCGUACGUGCGUAGGCGCUUCCUCAACUUGACUCGCAGAAACAGCAAAAUAGAAGAUGUUGGUCCUGGUGUUAGGUGACCUGCACAUCCCCCACCGGUGCAACACCCUGCCAGCCAAGUUCAAGAAGCUGUUGGUACCGGGGAAGAUCCAACACAUUCUCUGCACGGGCAACCUCUGCACCAAGGAGAGCUAUGACUACCUGAAAACCCUCGCUGGAGACGUCCACAUAGUCCGGGGAGACUUCGACGAGAACCUGAACUACCCGGAGCAGAAGGUGGUGACAGUGGGCCAGUUUAAGAUCGGCCUCAUUCACGGCCACCAGGUGAUCCCCUGGGGCGACAUGGCCAGCCUGGCGCUGCUCCAGAGGCAGCUGGACGUCGACAUCCUCAUCUCCGGGCACACACACAAGUUCGAGGCGUUUGAAAACGAGAACAAGUUCUACAUCAACCCCGGUUCAGCCACAGGAGCCUACAGCGCACUGGAAAGCAACAUCAUCCCCUCUUUUGUAUUAAUGGACAUCCAGGCAUCUACAGUGGUGACGUACGUUUAUCAGCUGAUCGGUGACGACGUGAAGGUGGAGAGAAUCGAGUACAAGAAAUCUUAAAGAGAGUUUUGUGAGUUGAGGAGAGGCAGAAGGGAGGGGGGCGGUCAGUGUAACGUUUCAUUCCUAUUUUCCACCACCAGGGGGCAGCAGCAGCGUCCCCCUCACAGUCACCACAAUGUCGAUGCUGUAACAAACUGUUCAGUAACUUAACUCUAAAAGAUCUAUGUAUUAUAUUGUUUAUAUGUCAUCAGCAUUUGCUUGUAUCCAGGCUGUCAUUUGGUAACUGUAGAGAAUGCAAUAAUGUCAUAUGUAUUUGUUAUCAAAAGAAAUAUUCGGUGCCAUUUUCUGUUCCUUUUUUUUCUCUCUUCUUUUUUAAAAUUUUCACCCUUGUCAUGUCCUGUACAUGUAACCAACAGGCCUUUAGCUUCCUGUAGUCGGCCUUCUUUCAUUCAUUUCCUUCCCACAAUAAAGAUUUAAUUUCACUCCA
Molecule: messenger RNA, 1099 nt
Organism: Scomber scombrus (Atlantic mackerel)
Lineage: Eukaryota; Metazoa; Chordata; Actinopteri; Scombriformes; Scombridae
Gene: vps29
Product: VPS29 retromer complex component
Exons: 4
Coding region: 124-672 (182 amino acids)
Biological process (GO): retrograde transport, endosome to Golgi; intracellular protein transport
Cellular component (GO): retromer complex; endosome
Source: RefSeq, a predicted model, not a curated record